Molecule: messenger RNA, 1175 nt
Organism: Physella acuta
Lineage: Eukaryota; Metazoa; Mollusca; Gastropoda; Physidae
Source: RefSeq, a predicted model, not a curated record
UGGUUCUAAUUAUAGCCAAGUUCUGUCUCAUGAAUGUUAGGGCCUAUAUAAAGACUGUGUCAAGAAUUUUUCAGUAUUUUGUGAACCGAGUGUGUUUUACUCCACGACUGUUCGAGUAAAUAAGCCACUCGGUGUUGAGUUUUGUGUUAUCUUUUUCGGGCAUUUUUUCAGCUCUUAUCAGAAAUGGAUACAGUUGAUUUGUUUUACUUCUGUGAUAAGUACCGGGUGAAGGAAAACAUUACAGGUGCUGAAAACCUAGAGAGUCUUUCUCUGAAAGUUGUAGAAGGCAGCAUGGUUUGGACGCCAGUUACGCCAGUCAAAGAACAAACAACAUACCGAAAGAAAGAUCAAUUUGGAAGGUCUUCACAAAAUGGCUUAAGCACUUUCACAAACUCAAGGAGUGCUGUUAAAUCUGAAACUGUGACUAUCAAUAGAGGCUUGGUUAAAGGCAUCUACACCCACUUAAAAUUGCCUUGUAAAGCUGAGCUGAAAAAGAAAUUUGGGGACCACAUAUCCAUUGAUCCUUGCAGGCAGUGCUACAAUCAUGAAGACAGGUUAACGAUAAACACUAAACAUGUUUAUUCUAAUCCAGAAACUGGUUGGACGUGUACCUACGCAAAAGAUACUUUACAUUAUAAGUUUGAAUGCAGGGUUCAAUGUUUAGGGGAGGUAAUUUUUAUGAACGUGAAUGGAUCUGAGCAGGACAGUAUAACAGGGAUUGUUAGGACAGUGGAGCCCACGUCCAGUCUACUUGAAAGUGGCGUUUUGUCCUGGAAAAUAUCAGGAGAAUAUUCCUACGCUGACAUCACUGAGCCAAUAUAAGAGUCAGAGUUUAAAAAAAAAUUAGCGAUAAAAACUGUGUUUUAGUAAAUGUUAAAAUAAUAAUUGAUCGAAUAAAAUAUCAGAUUUUAUAUUUGCAAUCUUUAAUAUUUUUUUAACAGUGAGUAUGGAUAAAUACUGAAUUUUGCUUAAGCAGAUACAAAACUUUUGUAAAACGUUAAGUAGUUUAACUGAAGGUAAAGGUUUUUUUUAAUUAAAAACUGAAAAGCAAACAUUUUUUAAAAAUAACAUCCGUGCUGAGGCACAUUUUUCAUUAUUGUAUAAUCAUUUACUUUAUUUUUAAAAAGCAAACUUUACUCAUUGCAAUGCUUAAAUAAAACGCUACUAUAUUUAGA